This is a messenger RNA of Gastrolobium bilobum, 1193 nucleotides long. RefSeq names its product gibberellin 2-beta-dioxygenase 1-like. The transcript has 3 exons. The record is from RefSeq and is a predicted model, not a curated record. Bases 40 to 1044 code for a protein of 334 amino acids. Gene Ontology annotation, biological process: gibberellin catabolic process; response to light stimulus. Lineage: Eukaryota; Viridiplantae; Streptophyta; Magnoliopsida; Fabales; Fabaceae.
CCAAAACAGAAGAAGAAGAAGAAGCAACAAGAAAAAAAAAUGGUGUUGUUAUCCAAACCAACAACAGAAUACACAUAUAUAAGGAACUGCAUGUCAAACACCACAUUUUCUUCAUCAAUUCCAUUGGUGGACCUGUCAAAACCAGAUGCAAAGAGCCUCAUGGUAAAAGCAUGUGAGGAGUUUGGAUUCUUCAAAGUCAUAAACCAUGGAGUCCCCAUGGAAGCUAUAUCCAAGUUGGAGUCUGAAGCCAUAAACUUUUUCUCUUUGCCACUCAUUGAGAAGGAAAAAGCUGGUCCUGCCAAUCCAUUUGGGUAUGGUAACAAGAACAUUGGACACAGAGGUGAUAUUGGUUGGGUUGAGUACCUUCUUCUCACAGCCAAUCAAGAACACAAUUUUCCAACACUUUCGUCUGUUUCUGGCAACAACAACAACCCAGAGAAAUUUAGGUGUGCUUUGAAUGGUUAUAUGUAUGCUGUGAGGAAGAUGGCAUGUGAGAUUCUUGAAUUGAUGGCAGAAGGGUUGAAGAUUCAGCCAAAGCAUGUGUUUAGCAAGCUUCUUAUGGAUGAACAGAGUGACUCUGUUUUCAGGGUCAAUCACUACCCUGCUUGUCCUGAACUAGCUUUGAAUGGUGAGAAUUUGAUUGGGUUUGGAGAACACACAGACCCUCAAAUCAUUUCUCUGCUUAGGUCCAACAACACUUCUGGCCUCCAGAUUUCUCUCAGAGAUGGUAGCUGGAUUUCAGUUCCACCUGAUCAUAGCUCCUUCUUCAUCAAUGUUGGUGAUUCUCUUCAGGUAAUGACUAAUGGGAGAUUCCGGAGUGUGAGACACAGGGUUUUGGCUAAUGGUUUCCAAUCAAGGCUCUCAAUGAUUUAUUUUGGUGGUCCACCUCUAAGUGAAAAAAUAGCACCAUUGCCUUCUCUCAUGAAAGAAGGAAAAGAGAGUUUAUACAAAGAGUUUACAUGGUUUGAGUACAAGAAUUCAGUCUUAGGUACAAGAUUGGCUGACAAUAGGCUUGGACACUUCGAGAGAAUUGCUGCCUCUUAAUGCAAGAAAAGAUUAUAGGGUGGGCACUUGUCAAUACAAAUGGGGGGUUACAAUGUAUACCAUAAAUGGUUUUUAACUUUUUUUUUUUUUUUUGCUACUUUUGAGUUAUCUAGCAAUAUCUGAAUGAAUCAUAAAUAGUAUAGUAUUUA